AUGGAGUUGUCUACUAAAUGUACCUAUUUGUUUACAUGCAGGACAUUUGGCAGUGGAGUGGUGCGUCCGUUUAACGGGGAUGCGUACCAUGUCAGGACGUCCUGUUCCUUCGUCGUCACACGCUUCACACACCAAUCAGUGCAGGUUGACGUCACCGCCCAGCGAGGACUGGGAACCCUGCUGACACGCGCUGAGAUAGUCAUCAACAAGAUCAGGACCGUCAUCGACCAGGACGGACACAUCACUGUGGAAAACCACAGGGUGUCGCUGCCGUACGACCACACCUACCAGCACAUCUUCCCUUACGGAGCUUACACCAGGCUGAGCAGCACAGUGCUGCCCCUCACCAUCACCUGGCACAGCAGCAGCCAGGGCAUCAGCUCCCUCUGGGUGCGUCUGGAAGGAAACAGCAUCAGUGGGAUGCAUGGCCUGUGUGGGGAGCUAAACACUCCAGCAAAUCCUCCAAAGUUAAUCUCUGAGGCCGUGUUUGAGGAUGACAUGUGUGUGAUUGAAGAUUCACUUGAGGCCUACAACAUGAAGUGUGCCGAGUUCAUGUCCCAUGCCAUGGCUUGCCUGGGGAUGGAGUCGGAGGCCUACUUCCACCUGUGCCAGAAGAAUGCCUACGGCCAGCCAAACAGCUCACCUGUCACCUGCUCCUUCUACUGGCAAGUUGCGCUCAGGUGUGGCCCCGCCAGCAGCCUCUGGGGGGUGUGGAGAGAAGUCACCAACUGCUCGAAACCUGAGUGCCCUGGUGAACUGACCUAUCAGGAGCUGGGAAAUGCCUUCAUUCCGACCUGCUCUAACCCAACCCCCAGAGCCAGUGGCCAGGACAUGACCAGCACCUGUGUGUGCCCAGAAGGUCAGGUGCUGAAUGACUAUGCUGAGGGCCACCAAUGUGUGAGUGUGUCAGCGUGCCCCUGUGUCCACAACAGCAUCACCUAUCUACCAGGAUCCUUCAGAAGAACCAAGUGCCAGACAUGUGAGUGUACAAAUGGGAGGUGGCAAUGCUCAGAAGACAUUUGCCCUAAGACAUGCUCCAUCGAGUCACAGUUCGUGAAGACGUUUGAUGGCAAGCACUUCAGGAUUCCUGGCAGAUGCAGCUACGUGGCAGCUCAGGGCUUGAACUGGACACUCACUGUACAAUUUUCGGAGCGAGGCAUCAAACUCCAGAGGGUGGAGUUUUCUGUUUACCACGAGAGCUAUGUCUUUUCCCAUUCAACAGUGAUGUUUCAGAAUCAAGAAGUGAAAGAUUUUCACCAAACUGCGCUGGCUACCGUGUUCUGGCAGUCCUCCAUGUUUGUUCAGGUGAAGUUCCUCUUGGGCCUCUCCAUUCAAGUGCAGAUGUCCCCAGAAAUUCAAGUCUAUUUGUAUUUACCAAAUACACAACGGGGGACCACUGAAGGCCUUUGUGGGAACUUCAAUGGAGAUUCUGGAGAUGAUUUCACCACCAGCAGUGGAAUAGUGGAAAACUCCGCCGAACCCUUUGCCCUCUCCUGGUCUCUUGGCGCCUGUACACCUGACAUUAACCCGAUCUGCAUGGACAUAGAUAGUGAGAUCUUUGCUGAUGAGCGUUGUCAAGCAAUAAGGGAUCCUGCUGGUGCAUUCAGUUCCUGCCAUGCCCAUGUUCCAUACGAUCGUUACUACCAGGCCUGCGUCAGCAAAACAUGCCAGUGCCAGUCAGGACUCCACUCGUGUCUGUGUGUUGCCCUUGGCAACUAUGCUAAAGCCUGUGCUUCCGUAGGCGUGGUGGUAGGCGACUGGAGAAACACAACCGAGUGCACGGUGACCUGCGUGGCCAACCAGGUGUUUGACUAUGCCACACAGGUGUGCAACCAUACCUGCCGCUCCCUGGCGGGUCCCGACCCCACCUGUGACCUGGGCACAGCGGUGCCUGUGGAGGGCUGCGGAUGCCGUGAGGGCAGCUACCUGAACGACCAUGGCAGUUGCAGUCCUCGCUCGCAGUGUCAAUGUCACCACACAGGGGGCACCACACCACCGGGACCGGCACUGGUUGACGGCAGGGCAUGUUACUGUGAAGAUGGGAAGCUGAAUUGCUCAGAGGCCUGUGCUUGUGAAAGUGGCCAUGUGUGUGUGCACUGUGGAUACUUCCCUAUAAACACUGCACUGAAAACGUGUGAUAGCCUAAGCAAGCCUAUGGGCUCCAGUGAGGUGUGUGUGACUGGCUGCUACUGUCCUGACGGCCAGUAUGAGGACCAUAACGGGGUGUGUGUCUCUGCUGGGAACUGCACAUGUGUGUUUAGUGGACGCGUGUACAGACCUGGGGAGACAGUGAACAGCAACUGUAAAAGCUGCACUUGCACUGGAGGGCGCUGGCACUGCAGUGGGGAGCCGUGCCCAGGAAGGUGCCAGGUGUUUGGGAACGGGCACUACCAGACCUUCGACCACAAGUGGUUCCGCUUCGAUGGAAACUGCGAGUACACCCUGGUGGAGGAUGACUGUGGCAGUGGGAUGGGUACAUUUGCCGUCAGAGUGGAGAGCAUUCCCUGCUGUGAUGAAGCACUCACCUGUUCGCGUGCUAUCUCUGUCGACCUGCAUGGAGUGUCUCUGGUUUUGUCGGACAUGUCGGUGCAUCUGCUGGCCUCUAACUCCUCCUACUCUUCAUCAGAGCUGCGGUACUCUGUGAGCAGUGUGGGCCUUUACACAGUGGCUUCGGCCCCACAGCUAGGGCUAACUCUCAUCUGGGACAAACACACGCGCCUCACCGUACUGCUGGAGGCCAGGUGGAGGGGAAGGGUGUGCGGUCUGUGUGGAGACUUUGACUCCAGUGAGGCCAAUGACCUUCAGAGCCGGGGAUCACUGAUGUUGUCCAGCUCACUGGAGUUUGGAAACAGCUGGAAGACAGGCACGCCACCCUGCUCCGAUGUGAGGAACGAGACCUUCCCCUGCCAACGUCACUCCUACUGUGCCAACUGGGCACAGAGACGCUGCAUGAUAAUCACCGGGGACGCAUUCAAGCAGUGCCACCUCAAGGUGGACCCUACUCCGUACUAUGAGGCCUGUGUUUUGGAGGCGUGCUCUUGUGAAUUUGAGGGCAAGUUCCUGGGAUUCUGCACAGCUGUGGCAGCCUACGCUGAGGCCUGCAGUGAGCAGGACGUCUGCAUCCACUGGAGGACUCCAGAGCUGUGUCCUGUGUUUUGUGACUAUUACAACAAGGAGGGGCGCUGCACCUGGCACUAUGACCCCUGUGGAAAAGCCAAGACCUGCAGGAAUGAUUAUUUUAAGGGGAAACUGGAAGGGUGCUACCCAAGGUGUCCAGCAGAGGCACCCUACUAUGAUGAGAACACAGAGGACUGUACCACACUACAGAAUUGCACCUGCCUUUUCAAUGGCACAGUCUUCAAUCAUGGCACACAACUGAGAAUGGCUACUGAGAACUGCACAUGUACUGAAGGAAAGAUGCACUGUGAAUCACCACCACCACCAACUACAUCACAGCCCACCACGAUUACCAUAAUGCCACCAACCACACCAUCAACCUCUCCGACCACUACUACAAGAGGAACAACCAUCAACCACAACCGUAUCUGUGACAACGUCUGUAACUACAACUACAAUGGCACCCUCCACGACCACAACAACAUCAACAACAACACCAAUGACUUCAAACUGGCCGACCACAGAGACAGCAACAACAUCCUCAAGGAUAAUAACAUCCACCGCUCCACCAUCAACACCUAUAAAGACAACAUUGAUGACUACAACCAAUCCUACUACCACUACUCCAUUCAUGACCAGAGGACCAUCAAAUCACACAGGGCCUCCAAAUCAGACAACAGUUCAACAAGUCAUAAAAACAACAACUUCCCUGUCACCCACAACUGCAAGAGAACCUACAACUUCAACUACAGGAACAAGGCCCACCACUCAGUCAACAAUUACUUACAGAACUACCUCUACUCCAGAAUUCUCAACACCCACACCAUCUACCUUGGAACCAACAACUGCUACUUCAACAACUUCAACAACAUCAAGAUCUACCACUCAGGCUUCUCACUCAUCAACUAUGGGGCCCUCAACUGUAGCAGUAUUAACAACUACUGUAGAACCCACAACCACUACAACAACAACUACAGAAACAGCCAGCUCCACCACUUUGUCAACAACUACUACCCACACUACCACUACUUCAGAACCCUCAACUGCAAUAGUACCAACUACCGUAGAACCUACAACUACAACCACUACAACAGAGGGAACAACAUCUGUGGCAUCAAGUACCACCACUACCUUAUCAACAACAUAACGACAACAGCAGCCCCAACAGAGCGUACUACUGUAAAGUUCCCCACCACCACCUUUCCAACCCAUUCAACUAAAGAAGCCACAACAACAAUACACAUGUCAACAACUACUACCAUGAAUCCAACCACAGUAGCUCCAUGUGAGUGCAGGGACGUGCAGAGGAAUGCGAGCUGGGCGUGCGGGGACAGGUGGACAGAGGACUGCCUCCACAAGCAGUGCCACAACAGCAGCAUCACAAUGACCCAGGUCACCUGUCCAGAGGUCCCGAUGCCUGACUGCCCUCGCAAUCAGAUGGUCAAAGUCACUGAGGGAUGCUGCCCCAUUUACAAGUGCAAUUGUCGCUGUGAUGUGUAUGGAGACCCCCACUACAUUUCCUUUCAGGGCACCGCCUAUGACUUCUUGGAGAACUGCACGUACACACUGGUGCAGGAGCGGUCGCCGCAGCAACGUGGCUUCAGCAUCGUGGUGGACAAUUACUUCUGCAUCCCCUGGCUGGCCGGCUCCUGUACCAAGGGCAUCAUGAUGACCCUCCGCAAUCACACUGUCACGCUGGGCAUCAACACAGCUCAAAACAGAGUAGUGGCUACCCUGGACCAGGAGCCAGUGCGGCCCCCCUAUGAGGAGGAUGGCAUCCGCUUCGAGACCACAGGGCUACUGGUGACCGUCCACAUGGAAGAGAUCCGCUCCUUCGUCUCCCUCACGCCCUCCAACACACUGGUGGUCAACCUGGCCAUGGAACACUUCCUCAACAACACUGAGGGACAGUGUGGAGUGUGUGGAGGCAGCUCGUGUGUGCGCCCUGGUGGUGUGAUCGAGGAUGACAGCUGCUGCUCAAAGACGGCGUACGACUGGGUCUACCCAGACUCCCGCAAGCCGUACUGUACGUCAGCACGACGCAAUGUGCCCUGCCGUGACCCCGACUCGACCCCACCCCCCUGCCCCACCCAAAUCCAGAACCAUCCCAUCUGUGAAAUCCUCAGACUACCUGAGUUUGCUGAGUGUGGUGAGGUUGUGGACCUGGAUGUCCUGGUGGGCAGCUGUCGGUUUGACGUGUGCAGCUCCAGGAUGCUCAACACGUCCUGCUCCGUGCUGUCCCAGGCUGCCGAGGAGUGCAAGAGACGCGGCUACUGUGUGGAGUGGAGACACCUCACCAUGGGCAUCUGUGAUGUGUCGUGUCCGGAUGGGAGAGUGUACCAGGAGUGCCGUGGUCAGCUGGACUCCUACUGCUGUGGAAGUCUGUCGGUGCCUGGCCGGCUCCUGGAUGAGAUGGCAUCUGGCUGCUUCUGCCCUGAGCACCAGCUACGAGCUGGGGAGCACAGCGAUGUGUGUGUGGACACCUGCACUGAUUGUAAAGGUCCCCAUGGAGAGCCCAAGCAGCCAGGGGAGACGUGGGAGUCUGAAUGUGCCGUCUGCACCUGCAACAAUCGUACCAAGACCACCGAGUGCCAGCCUAGAGCCACGCUGCCUCCCCCCAUCUGUGCCUCUGAUGCCAUGCUGGUGACUGGCUGCUGUGGAGCCCAGACCUGUGUGGAGAAGACAUGUCAAUACAAAGGAGACACAUAUCAGCUUGGGGCCCACUGGUCUGACCCCUUAGAGAGGUGUGUGUCAUUUAGCUGCACCGACAGUGGCACUCUGAUGGAGAGGAAACUGUGUCCCCGGGAGACCUGUACUGAGGAGCUUCGUAUCUGGGACGCAGAUCACUGCUGUUACUCAUGUAAGUGCAGAACCACUCUAGCCUGUCAACACCCCCCCACCACCACCACCACCACCAUCAGCUAUACCAACAGUGACCGCACGUGUGGCCUUCGGCUGGCUCACGUCAACCUGACAGUGGAAUCCUGUUUCGCCUCCGUUCAGCUGCCCAUCUGCGAGGGGGAGUGUGGACAUCGCUCGGGGUGGCUGGCAGAGGGCGGGGUCUUGCAGCUGGAAGGGGUGUGUCCUCUGUGUAAGGAGGACACAUCUGAAGAGCGCGUGGUCUACCUGACCUGCGAGGGACACACCCCCAAGCCGUUCCACUACAGACACAUCACUUCCUGCCGCUGUGGCACAUGCGCAGUGCAGCCAUGA
Molecule: messenger RNA, 6330 nt
Organism: Engraulis encrasicolus (European anchovy)
Lineage: Eukaryota; Metazoa; Chordata; Actinopteri; Clupeiformes; Engraulidae
Product: mucin-5AC-like
Exons: 47
Coding region: 1-6330 (2109 amino acids)
Cellular component (GO): extracellular matrix
Molecular function (GO): protein binding
Source: RefSeq, a predicted model, not a curated record